AUGCUCAAGAAGUUCGACCUGGGAGGCAAUCCGCUGGGUGCUGCGGGGGUGGAGAUCCUGGCCCGCGUCUAUAUCAAGAGCGAUCUGGACUUUCUGGAGGUUGAUGCCGAGGACAUGAUUGGAGAAGCUGCGGACGAGAUUGAGGUUCUGGCAAAGAACAUAACCGCCCUCAAGGUUAAAUCGGAUGAGAAUGAGUCGCCCAAGCCGUCUGGCCAGAAGAAGUCGCCGAAUAAGGGGAAGAGUGCCAAACAGAGUGGUAAGUCCCGUCGCAAAGAUGAGGCUCAUUCUGCUGAUGCUCAACUCGUCGAAGGUGCCUCUAGCAGCAGCGCGACCUUGCCCACAGAGAAAGUCCAAGCCAAGCUCAAGCACUUCGCAUGCACCAGAGGCCUUCGGUCCAUUCCGUACCUCAUCGUCUCUGAUAUCCCCAUGACCUCGGGCAGUGCCGUCCACCUCGCCAGCAUGCUCGAGGUGCAGCGCACCCCGGAGCAACUUCUCGAAUUUCUCCCCAAGGGCAAGACGCUGACUCUCCCUGAAGAGGCGCAGGUUUGCAAGGGCAUCAUCUGGCAGCCUUGCUACAACCUUGCCGACUACGCAUGCAAUCUUCUGAGAAUUUCCGAGCGUAUCCACGAUCUGAAGGAUAUACCAGACCCAGAGGAGGCCGAUGACGAGGCCGACGAGGACUGUGACGAUACCCUGGGUCAAAGCAGCUCCGAUCAGCCCGUGACCCGGAAGAUGGGCACGCUCGAGAUGCGGAAGAUGCAGAGCAAGAAGUACGUUGAGUUCACGCGUCUCAACAAGAGACUUCGCAUGGAAGCCCUGAAGAACGAAGGCGUGAAGAGCUUCGAGAUUUGGAUCACCGCGUUGCGGAUGAUGCUCGUGUCACGGGCCCUGUUGCUGGAGGACAGAGAUCGCACAUCCGACACCCCGGUCGAGGAUGACGAAGAAAUCGACCAGCCCGUCGAGCUCGAAGAUCUUGAAGAGCCAGAGCCUAAGCCCGUUCAGGAAAUCAUCAGCGAUCCGUCCGAGGAUGAACGCGUCGAGCAGCUGCGCAACCUCCCCCAUCGGCCUCCCAUGCCCAUGACCUCUCAUGGCCCUUUCUACCCGGGAACCGAUGAGUUCUUCGCCAACUUCCCUGCGCUAAGCCCCGUUCCGACUAUUCACGUUGAGGAGGUCGUUGCGGAGGACGAAAACGACGAAAGCGAAGCCAGCAACGAAGUGGAGAGCCCAUCGACCAAAGACGCCCUCUCGUCCGCAGCCAGCCCUCCUCAUCGCUCUGGAAAAGCGAACACUCGCGUUCUCGCCACCCGCGAGCCGGAAAAGUCUGGAUGGCGGUACGGUCUGCCUCUGAGGCUGUGGCGCCGAAUCAUCGCAGACGCGGUCGGAGCGAACCAAGUGUUGGACGACGAGCAGCAGGAACAGAUCUUGCGUUAUGCAUCGAACUGGGAGGCCGUGAGGUACGAGAUGACCAUCACCGGGGCGGAAGAUCACCAGCAGAUCUGGAAGUUCCUGGAAACUGUCCACUGCUUCACUUACAGUCGUCAGUAA
Messenger RNA from Aspergillus melleus, 1545 nucleotides. RefSeq lists its product as uncharacterized. The coding region runs from base 1 to 1545 and encodes 514 amino acids. The transcript has a single exon. NCBI's taxonomy places the organism in Eukaryota, Fungi, Ascomycota, Eurotiomycetes, Eurotiales, Aspergillaceae. The record is from RefSeq and is a predicted model, not a curated record.